GGAGUGCAAGCGCCAAUUUUUGACGAUUAUUGUCUUGCUCGUCCCAGACACACAAUAGAGGUUACACUAAGGUGAUGAUAAAAAUAGAGCAGUCUCACAACACAAAUUUAUAACAAACGUUCACACAACGUCUAAAACCUAUUGGAUUCUUACAGCAACAGGGAGGCGUACAUGCAUGCAGUGCGGUAACAUCCAAACCGGGGGGAAAUUAACAUUAAUACCAUUUCUGCAGCAAAACCAAGACCUCUAACGCUGAACUAAAGCAAUAUCUCCACAAAACGCUCUUAGCGGAUUUUUUUUUUAACAAAGGAUGAGCAGGGUCGGACUGACAGCUGGAACAACAAAAACAAGAACUCCAGCAAGCGAGAGAGAGGGGGGACAGUAAAAGGAAAAACUGAUUGAAGACAAAGUGAUACCAGCAGAGACAAGAAGAUUACAAGCCCUGGACUGCGACCUCCCAUCCUCCAAGGAGAAUACUGGAGUUCCACACGUGUGGGAGGGGGAAGAAGCACUGGUCAGCACCCCCCCUAUUGUUGGUCCGACCCAGAGCCAUCGCCCUGAGAAAAACAUAACCGAUCUCAACCGUGGAUUUGAAAAAGAAGCAGGAAGGGAAAUUGAGACAGUGACAGCUCCAGUCCCACCCCAGCAAAUCCCUCCCUGGCUAAUCUCUAUGAGUGUUUGGCUUUUUUACGCCUGCGGCUCCACAGACGGGGAGCCUCAGUGGGACUUUAAGAUGGAGCAGGUUGGCGGGCGCAGUUUCAUGGAGGUCCUCAGCGAGAAGUACAGCCCUGAGAACUUCCCUUACCGCCGGGGGCCUGGCAUGGGGAUCGUAGUGCCAGCCGGCCCGCAGGGCUCGCCCAUGAAAGACCGCCUCAACCUGCCCAGCAUCCUGGUUCUGAACAGCUGCUGCAUUACCAGUGCGGGGGACGAGGGAGAGAUUGCUGCGUUCUGCGCACACGUGUGUGAGCUCGACCUGUCUGACAACAAGCUGGAGGACUGGCACGAGAUCAGUAAGAUAGUGUCAAGCAUCCCUCAUCUGUAUUUCCUGAACCUCACUACUAACCCGCUGAGCCAGGCCGUGCUGGACCCCAGCUGCUCCAAGGCGCUGGUCAGGGUGCGUCGCCUCGUCCUGAACAACACCAAAGUGUCAUGGGAGACCCUCCACACCCUCCUCGCAGAGAUGCCACAGCUGGAGCAGCUGUUCUUGUGCCUUAACGGGUAUGACACUGUGUCCCACUCGUCCGUGCGGUGCUCCUCUCUGCGGCUGCUGCACAUCACCGACAACAACCUGCAGGACUGGAGUGAGGUGUGCAAGGUCGGGGCCAUGUUCCCUUGCCUGGACACCCUCGUCAUGGCCAACAACCACCUGAGCAGCAUCGGGGGCUCAGAGGAGACCCUGAGCAGGCUCUUCCCCUGCCUGCACCACAUCAAUCUUCACAACUCAGGUCUGAAUAGCUGGGGGGAUAUUGAGAAGCUGAACUUGUUUCCCAAGCUGGACGAGGUGCGUCUGAAGGGCAUCCCCUUGUUACAGAACUACACCAACACCGAGCGCAGGAACCUCAUCAUUGCACGGCUGCCCUCGGUGACCAUGCUAAACGGCAGCGACGUGACGGAUGGGGAGCGGGAGGACGCCGAGAGAUUCUUCAUUCGGCAUUACCUGGAUUUCCCAGAGGAGGAGCUGCCGUGCAGAUACCAUGAAUUGGUGACCAAGUACGGGAAGCUGGCGCCCCUAGCAGAGGUCGACCUUCGACCCCGCUGCCACGCAAAGGUGGAGGUCCGCUGCGAGGGCAAAAUGGAGAUUGUGAGCAUCCGGCUGGACCAGACUGUGUCAGGGCUGAAGAAACGGCUGCGGAGCGUGGUGCAGCUGUCCCCCAACAGCAUGCGGCUCUACUACAUAGACAAGGACCUGUCCUGCCCCUUUGGCCCAGAGGAAAUGAAGUACAGCACGCGGGCCCUGCACUCCUACAGCAUCAAAGACGGAGACGAGAUUCUCGUGGUGCCCAAGUCCAGACCACAGUCCACCCCCCCUGCACCCUCCUCUUCCAGCUCCUCCUCCACCCCUCUGUCUCCCAGCCUCUAAGCACACACAGUCAGGAACAAAGAGAAACUCUUCGGCACUUCUUUUCUAUGUGCGUCAGUUACUUGAUCACUUAUUUUAUCCAGCUGUGUUUUGAUUUUUGUUGCACUAUUGUAGGUUGUUAAGCAAAGCUGAUUUUUAUUUAUUUAUUUUUUUUCAGUCGCCCUCACUUCCGGUAGCCUGAGACGCUGUUAUUUUGGUGUGCACAAAGGGGUUUAGGAUGUAAUUUUGGUUAGCUUGUACCUUCGACGUUUCUGACAGGCGAGACCAGCCCUACAAUAUACCCUCUUAAAAGUCAGCCAGCGCUUUCUCCUCCACCACUAUAGCGGUGCUUCUGACAAUCUAUGAACCUCCUGAACAGUUGUGACAGAUCAACAAAGCGACACAAAAAUAAUAAUUUAUUAUUAUUAUUAUUAUUAUUAUUAUUAUUAUUAGUAACAAUAGAAUCGUUAUUUUUCCUUGCAAAUCUCUUAUUUGUCCAGCAGUUGUUCAGGGGGGAGGUUUUUUUUAAAAUAAUUUUAAUGCUAUAGUCCAAUCAGAAAAUAUAUUAUAGCAGCUUAGUAUGGGUAUGACAUACUAGUGUUUCUUGCCUUAUUUAGAGACCUCUAGUCUAUUGGGUUCCUGCUGAAUAUUGGCAUCGCCCAAAGCUUCUAAAGAUGGAUUUUACGCAAACGUUUUUUGGUUGUUUCUGUUGACUGCCCUUGCACACAAUGCUGGCAUGCUUCCCAUUCUGUAGACCUGUAACUAUACUAGCACAAGAUUUGCAUACUACACGCUCGUGGCUGAUUUGGUUUCCUCUGUACACCAAAUCUAUUCUAACACCAUAGGUUCUGGGGCUCAGUACUUGCUGAAGUUGUGAUUGCUAAUCAUGUAAUAUAAUGACCUUCUUCUGUAUUAGACUUUUAGAAGUGGAUUCAAUGAAAAAAAAUACGUUACAGCCGUUCUAAAAGUUUACCAUAGUAAAUGCCUCCCAAAUGGUAGUAAAGUGCAGUAAAACAUGGUAAGGAAAAGGGAAGCUUUGUACAUGUUGUGGAUGUAGGGCAGGCGGUCUCUUCACCUUGUUGAAAAGGGUUAUUUAUCUAAGUAUGCCACUGAUAUGCAGCACCUUUUUAAAAUGAUAUGGCACUGUUUUCUUUUUAAUUCUUCAGCUGCAUGUUGUCAAGGUUUCAUUUACAUUUCAGUAGUGCUGCUCCAGCUAAGAUCUAGGAAGUAUUAGUUAUUACUAUGAUAACAUACAGUGUGGUGAACUGUACCAAGAUAAAAUGGCUUGUAAUGGCAUGUUAAGAAUAGUCCAGGGUGCAGCGUUUUCAAAUACCUGUUUUAGGACUGGAGUCGGCAAUCCUUUUCUACGUAACCCUAAAUGUCUCCAACCUUCUUCCUCAAGCAAGCUUUACAUUCAGCGCUCCGCAGAUUGAGUGGGCUAGUUCUGCAGCCGCGGCUCCUUGUUACUGUAUUGCUUUAGCUGCUUCACACUGAGGGAGGCGUGAAAUCAAUACAGCAGCAACAGAGCAGAUCAUAUACACAUAUACAGUCAUUAUAAAACAAGUACAUGCAUACAUAUAUAUAAUAUAUGGAUAGAUAGAUCUGAAUUCUGUUCAGAGUGUUUAUACGAGGGCGUCAGGUUGUCGCAUUGCAAGCUUUUGAUUCGUUCUAAACUUUGCAGCAGAUCACUCGAUUUUAGCUUCUGUUACUGCUUGUUUUCUUCAUUAUUUUAUCAAUGCAGUUGUGGUAUUAUUAACACACCAGGUGUACAAGGUUAAACAUCGGAGACGAAAGACUGAAAUUCCACCUUUUACUUUGUAAAAAAAAAAGAAAUGCAUGUCAUGCUAUGUAUUUUUUUUUUCUUCUUUUAUUGAAACGCUAAAUGUGUGUUUGUACUCCUAGCAUCUUGCAGACUUUUCGGAUUGCACUCGGGUACAAUCGACUGCUGAUUUUAAACACAUUUUAUUGAUGCCCCCCCCCCCCCCCCUUUGAAUUUGCAUGCAGUGGUUUUCAGAUACAAUUAGUGUUCUUCCGUUCAGUAAAGGUGUUUUUUUGCCUCUAAGCUCGCUUCACAACAGGUCCCUGCAUAUGAACGCCCUGUUCUGUACAGUCGUAGUGCCACCUUCACAGUGGGUUCAGAGGUUAGGAUCACAGCUAUUUACUUCCCUGCCUGGUUUUCUGUGAAUGAAGAGUCCCGCGGGAGCGGUGAGAAGCAAAGCCGUGAAGGAACUCGCUGUGCUAAACCUCUAAAAAAGGUGUCCAACAAAUCCACUCAGCCCUCAUCAGGUGUCAAUACGAAAUGAAGCCAUGUUGUGAGGUUCCCUCCUAUCCAUAAUAUUGGAUUGCUUGCUUGUUCUAAGAAGUUAUAAAACUGAGCUGCAAUCCCGAUAGUCCUAACUGGACAUUUAAUUUAAAAAUAAAAAUGAUGUAUGAGAUAUAAAAAAAAUAUAUAUAUAUAUAUAUAGUAUAAACAAUACAUAGAGGUUAUAGGUCCUGAUUUAGCAACUGCAAAAAAGGCAUAUUUAAUAAUAAAUAAAAGACAUUUAAAUGUUAUAAAUCAUUGAGCAAAUUAAAAUGUUUUUUGUUUUGUUAUUUUUUUUUAUAAAUAUGAUGCUUACUGAUGUUUUUUCUUUCUUGUAAUAAAUUCGGUAGCCGCCCAAAACAUCACUGAAGUUCAACAAACCAGUUUUUUUUUUUUGGCACAGGACAUGAUGGGGGUCAUUUUUUUUUUUAAUUAAAUGAGAUCGGAUCCCAACAACCCCUUUAAAACCCCGGAGAUGACCCUGCAGUUUUGUAGACUUCAUUCCACUGUGUUAGAAUUCUGUUUCGGGAUGGCAAUAAGGGGACCCAGUCAGCUCCCGUAAUGGAGUGAAGUGUUUAGAGCAUUGAAGUAGCAGACACCUGGGUGAAUGCUUGAAGUUAUUUACUUUGAUUUGAAUAGUUUUUAUUGUUUGUAUUGUACAGCUCUAUGAAGUUAUUGUAGACUUAGAAAUAUUUUGUUUUAUAACAAGUUGGCAAUUUAUCAGUAACAAAUAGCAAGUUGCAGCUGUCAUUACCGUCCUUAUCUAUUUCAUUACAGCCUCUUAAUGACUUGAUAAUGGCACAACCCUUCCUGAAUUGUUGCUUGGACACAGCAUGCUGCAGUCGGACAGACAGCUCUGUUCUGCUUAAGAGUACACAGCCUAAAUAAUAACUAUACUAAGUAUUCACUGAUUCACGGACCACAUUUCUGCGAGACUCGUGGAAUGGUAUCUUGUUCAACAGUGUAACUAGAAAACUAUUUUAAACAGAUUGUUUCAAAAAUAAAGUAUGCUGUAUUGUU
This is a messenger RNA of Acipenser ruthenus (sterlet), 5381 nucleotides long. Its product is annotated as tubulin-specific chaperone cofactor E-like protein. Gene Ontology annotation, molecular function: alpha-tubulin binding. Bases 671 to 2080 code for a protein of 469 amino acids. The transcript has 12 exons. The record is from RefSeq and is a predicted model, not a curated record. Gene Ontology annotation, biological process: protein folding. Lineage: Eukaryota; Metazoa; Chordata; Actinopteri; Acipenseriformes; Acipenseridae.